This is a messenger RNA of Frieseomelitta varia, 361 nucleotides long. It is a transcript of the gene COX7C, whose product is annotated as cytochrome c oxidase subunit 7C, mitochondrial. The record is from RefSeq and is a predicted model, not a curated record. The transcript is spliced from 3 exons. The coding region runs from base 103 to 321 and encodes 72 amino acids. Gene Ontology annotation, biological process: mitochondrial electron transport, cytochrome c to oxygen. NCBI's taxonomy places the organism in Eukaryota, Metazoa, Arthropoda, Insecta, Hymenoptera, Apidae.
AUACAUGUGAACGCGCUUUAAACUUAUAGAAACCAGCCAAUCUAUUGCCAUAUUGUUUUGGAUAAUUUCGUGGGAUCGAACACGCAAUACGCGAUUGCAAAUAUGUCGGCUCUUAGAUCGGUCUUACGGCGAUUCACCAGAUCUUUUAAAACUUCCUCUGCAAGGAGAAGCGACGAGCACGAUCCAGAAGGUUUUCCUGGUGCAAAUGUUCCUUUUGACAUCACCAAUAAAUACAAGCUUGCCGCACUUUUCACUGUCUACACUGCAAGUGGACUUGCAGUACCUUUUGCUGUACUUCAUUACCAUUUGCAUCUUAAGUAAUAUGUGUAUUACAGUAUUAACAUUAGUACAUUAGUAAAAA